Molecule: messenger RNA, 940 nt
Organism: Leptinotarsa decemlineata (Colorado potato beetle)
Lineage: Eukaryota; Metazoa; Arthropoda; Insecta; Coleoptera; Chrysomelidae
Source: RefSeq, a predicted model, not a curated record
GAUAAAACCCACUCUUUUCGUCCAGUCGAUGUCCAUCCGCCUCAGUGUAAAUAUUAAUCAAAAUGGGCAAGUUUAAGGUUAAUAACAAAACAAGUAUUUUGCUUUGUGUCGUACUUCUUGACUUCGUGAGUGGUUUACCUCAUUUCAAUUUGAUUGAGAGAUUUGACGAAGUUGUUGAGAAGAGUGGCAAAGACGAUUCAUUAAGUAGUUCAAGAGAUGAAUCUCUUCUUCUAACCCGCAUCCGGCGUGAAAUACUAGACGACUCUGAAGAAUAUUACGAAGGUGAAACUUCGGAUGAUGAAGAUGAUGGCCCCAUCCAGUCCAGGUUCGGCCACCACGGACAUGGUCACAAGUCCAAACGCAAAGGCCGCAACCACCCAUAUUUAGUUUUUCAAGGAGGAGUUGAUUACCAUUCUCCUUAUCCUCUGAAUAACGAAUACUUGCCGUCCAUCGGUUCUGAGUCGUGGGGAUACGAUCCUGGAUUCCACAGAACACCAGGAUUCCACGAAACACCUGAGUUUGGUAAGUCUAAACCAUGGAAUAGAGGAAAUGGCAACAAGUUCGGUCAUGUUCACAAUCAUGACUUCUACAUUCCUGGACACCACCACAACCACGACUGCGGACCACUCCACAACGGAGGACAUAAACACGACCAAGGUCACCAUUAUGGAUACGAUAAUCAUCCUUUAAAAAAACCAGUACUGGAUAAGUUUCCUAGCAACAAGUCACCUACAACUUCAACUACAACUACCCAAAAGACUUCCACCCUGCCAAAAAUUGACAUUAGGGCAGGGGAGGUUACACAGUGAUUGACUGAUCAGUUUCUUAAAUUAUAUUUGAUUUAUAUUAUUUUCAAUUCAAGAAAACAAUAUAGAUAUCUAAGCCAAUAAGUUAUAAAUGCUGUGACCAAAAUGAGUAAUAAAAAUGACUUCGGCUAUCA